Bombyx mandarina (wild silkworm) is the source of this 2217-nucleotide messenger RNA. RefSeq names its product tyrosine-protein kinase Dnt (gene dnt). Gene Ontology annotation, cellular component: plasma membrane; signaling receptor complex. Lineage: Eukaryota; Metazoa; Arthropoda; Insecta; Lepidoptera; Bombycidae. Gene Ontology annotation, biological process: axonogenesis; positive regulation of neuron projection development; multicellular organism development. Gene Ontology annotation, molecular function: ATP binding; protein kinase activity. The record is from RefSeq and is a predicted model, not a curated record.
CGCAACUGCGAAGUGCAGAAGCAAACGAACGAAACGAACGAACGAACAUAAACAAAACCAGUUUGACAGACAUCGUGCUCGGCGAAUGUUGUGUCGCUCGUAACUACAUACCGCUAUUGAGAUUCAUAAUGUUUAUAAACAAAAUUGGAUCGUAAAUUUCACGUAUCAGCAAUUUUAAAGUCUAACUUUGCUAAAUACCUGUAAUCAUUACACAUAGUAUUAAUAAAUACGACAUUUUCUUGUGGAUUCGUACAUUUUAUUUAAGUGAGUAAUCUUGUAAGUUGUGGCGAGAACUGGGCAUCGUCGAUUCUUUUAGGACGGUGGAUAAAAAUGUGAAACUAAUGUGUAUUUGUUGUGAAUACUACGUGCUGAUGUGGUUGAAGGUAGAUAACUCAGAUUGAAUCAGGAACUGGCUGGAACCAUGAAGUGGCUAAUUUUGUUAUUGUUGGUGCCAUCGUGCCUGGCGCAUUUGAAUGUUUACCUCAGUGUUGCUGAAGUGAUGCGAUUGUUGGGUCUAACGGCGGAACUUUUUUACGUCCGAGACGGCCAGAUAAAUGUCUACGCUCUUAACUUCGUCGUCCCCGUACCGGCCACGAUCAACGAGCUGCACUUCACUUGGCAGAGCCUCACCAGGAAACCUUUACCUUACACUUUAAGCGCUGAAGUCAAAUCGAAUUCGGAGGCGAUGCACCCACCGACCUUUAACAUUUCGAACGAGGGCUACGUGCCGACUGAACCGCAGACGUGGCGAGUGGACUUGCCAUGUAUGCGGACGAUCGCCGCUGAAGUUGAUCUCACUAUAUCACUCAAUGUUUCGACCGGCUCGUCAUCUACGACUUUGCAUUUUCGACGCAAGAAGAUAUGUUUGAAAGAGGCCAUCCGACCUGCCGUUAGAGUAGACAGCGUGCCGCACGCGCCUACUUCAGCGGAUAUUUUCUACGCUGGAUCAGGAUGCGCUGGAGGCAUUAUACUAAUAGCUGCAGUCGCCGCGGCGGCUUGUAGAGCACGAGCCAGAAAACUGAGACGGGCUCGCAGCGAUGAACAGGACGCUCACGCGUUCUUACCAGACUCGUCGUGCAAGUCGGCCGCCAGCUAUACCAGCUACAGGAGACCCACCUCGCUUCCAGCCGUAGCCGCAGAAGAACGAGCCAGAGAUCUACAGCAGAGGAUAGCUGAGUUAACAAUUCAACGGUGUCGAGUGAGGUUGCGAUCCGUAGCGAUGGAGGGGACGUUCGGCCGAGUCUACCGCGGGACUUAUGCUGAUGAGGAAGCACGAGAGCAAGAAGUUCUCGUAAAGACCGUCGCUGAACAUGCCUCUCAAGUACAGGUAUCGCUGCUUCUUCAAGAAGGCUGCAUGUUGUACGGACUCCAUCACGACCGUGUGCUGUCCGUUCUCGGAGUUAGCAUUGAGGACCAAACGGCUCCGUUCUUGUUGUAUCCUUGGGAUGCCGGAUGGAGAAACAUGAAGCUAUUCUUGCUGGCGUGCAGAGGAGUGACCAUUGGAGGGGCACCCGGGGGAGCACCUCCACCGCCACUAACGACUCAGCACGUCGUCAGGAUGGCGCUACAUGCCCUCGAUGGCUUGCUCUAUCUUCACUCUCAACACGUGUUACAUAAAGACAUCGCCGCUAGGAACUGUAUAGUGGAUGAAAAUCUGCGAGUGAUGAUAGCCGACAACGCGUUAUCGAGGGAUCUCUUCCCGGCAGACUACCAUUGCUUAGGGGAUAACGAGAACCGGCCUAUCAAAUGGCUGGCGUUAGAAGCUUUGACGAAAAGACAGUUCAGCCCGGCGGCGGACGUCUGGGCUUUAGGGGUGUUACUGUGGGAGUUGACAACGUUGGCUCACCAACCUUACGCGGAGGUCGAUCCGUUUGAGGUGGCUGCGUAUUUAAGAGACGGAUACCGGUUGCAACAGCCGGCGAACUGUCCUGAUGAAUUGUUUGCUGUGAUGGCGUACUGCUGGGCCAUGUCACCAGACGACCGGCCCACUCUCCCUCAGCUGCAGAUCUUCCUUCGAGACUUCCACACGCAAUUAACGAGAUUCGUUUAGGCGUUGCAAAAUCCAAAGACUUAAGUGAAGUGUAGUGUGUAGUUAAAGAGGCCUUAAUAUGACGAGUGUGGACGUUCAAGAGACUGAAAUUAUAAGUGAGUUUUUUUUUUGUUUUUUUAUUUUUAUUAUUUAGGGAAUCAAUAAUGAAUCGUUAUGUAUUUGGAUAG